Orbilia oligospora ATCC 24927 is the source of this 2631-nucleotide messenger RNA. RefSeq lists its product as uncharacterized. NCBI's taxonomy places the organism in Eukaryota, Fungi, Ascomycota, Orbiliomycetes, Orbiliales, Orbiliaceae. The transcript has 6 exons. Gene Ontology annotation, biological process: mRNA splicing, via spliceosome; generation of catalytic spliceosome for first transesterification step. Gene Ontology annotation, molecular function: protein binding. The record is from RefSeq and is a predicted model, not a curated record. The coding region runs from base 1 to 2631 and encodes 876 amino acids. Gene Ontology annotation, cellular component: post-mRNA release spliceosomal complex; Prp19 complex; U2-type catalytic step 2 spliceosome.
AUGCCUCCUAAGAAGACGAAGGCCGUCAAGGCUGAGAAGGCUGUCGAGCAGCAGGCUCCAGUGCAACCGGCAACUUCUGCGCCUAAGCCUGUUGAAGUCCCGGCACCGGCACCGACGACGUCGAAACCAGCCCCUGUUAAACCUCCAGUAUCCGUCCAAGAGGUCACCAAGAGCCUCCUCGACUUUCAUCUAAUCACCGACGAGGACGUGCUAUUCGAACAGGAUAUCCAGCGAGAUAAGGAGCCCGAUGUCAAGACAUGGCUGCAGUAUAUCAAUCACAAGAAGAAGAAUGGGAAGCUGGCGGAGUUGGUGUUUGUCUUCGAACGGGCCAUUAAGGAAAUGCCUAGAUCGUACAAGAUAUGGAAGAUGUACCUCGAUAUCCGCGUAAAACACGUCGAAGGCCUCAAUCCCUCCAAAUAUGCCGCCGAAUAUGACAAAGUAAACGAUUGCUAUGAAAGCUCCCUCGUCCUGCUCAACAAAAUGCCCCGCAUCUGGACAGAUUACCUCACUUUUCUGCUCAAACAAUGCAAAGUCACACAUACCCGCCACACCUUCGAUCGCGCUCUCCGUGCGUUACCAAUUAGUCAACAUAAUAGGAUAUGGGAACUCUACAUACCCUUUGCGAACUCAGCGUCCGGCGAUACUGCGGUAAAAAUUUGGAGACGGUAUAUGCAGGGCCACCCAGAAGAUGCGGAGGAGUUUAUUGAACUGCUACAAGAGGUUGGGUAUUAUACCGAGGCCGCACAGAAAUAUAUUGAUAUCCUCAACAACCCGAAGUUCAAAAGCAAAGCGGGGAAGAGCAAUUUCCAGCUGUGGAUGGAGUUGUGUGAAUUGCUGGAGCACCAUGCUAGGGAUAUUCAGGGCCUACGAGUGGAAGAUAUCAUUCGGAGUGGGAUCAAGAGGUUUGAGGAUCAAAGAGGGAAACUGUGGACAUGUUUGGCGAAUUACUGGACGAACAUGGGCGAUUUCCAUAAUGCGAGGGAUGCGUACGAGGAAGGGAUUACCACUGUCAUGACAGUACGGGAUUUCACUCAGAUUUUCGAUACCUAUGUCGAAUUUGAAGAAACAAUCGUCGCGGCGGAAAUGGAGGCUGCCGCUGAACGACAAGCAGCAGGGACGGUAGAUGCUGAAGCCGAUCGGGCAUUGGAUAAUAUGAUGAUGAGGUUCGAAUACCUAAUGGACAGACGGCCUUUCCUCGUCAACGAUGUGCUGCUACGACAAAAUCCAAACAAUGUCAUGGAGUGGGAGAAGAGGGUUGCAUUGUGGGGGGACAACAAGAAGGAGGUAGUGCAGACCUAUACUGAUGCAAUUGCGGCGAUACAACCGAAGAAAGCGGUAGGCAAGUUCAGCGACCUAUGGACUAAAUACGCCAAGUUCUACGAAGAAGGCGGCGACUUAAAUACAGCAAGGAUGAUCAUGGAAAAAGCAGUCAAGGUUCCAUUCAAGACAGUUCAGGAACUCGCAGAAAUGUGGGUUGAAUGGGCAGAGAUGGAACUGAGAAAUGAAAAUUUCGACCAGGCUAUGGAUAUCAUGGCGAAGGCCACGGCUGCACCUAAGGGAUCUAGGGUGGAUUACUUUGACGAGACACUCACGCCGCAACAGAGAGUGCACAAGAGCUGGAAACUAUGGAGUUUCUAUGUUGAUUUGGUAGAGAGCGUGGGGACGCUGGCGGAGACGAAAGCAAUUUAUGAGCAGAUAUUCGAAUUGAAAAUCGCUACGCCACAGACUAUCGUCAACUAUGCGAACUUGCUGGAGGAGAAUAAGUACUUCGAGGAAUCUUUCAAGGUAUACGAACGAGGCCUCGAUCUCUUCAGCUAUCCAACGGCCUUUGAAAUCUGGAACUUGUACCUCAAAAAGGCUAUGGACCGCAAGAUCAAUCUCGAACGCUUGCGAGACCUAUUCGAACAGUCUCUCGAAAACUGCCCCCCGAAGUUCGCAAAGGUGUUAUAUAUCAUGUACGGCCAACUAGAAGAAGAGCGGGGUCUCGCCCGACAUGCAAUGAGGAUAUACGAACGUGCGACCCGAGCAGUUGCCGAUGAAGACCGCUUCGAGAUGUACGAAAUGUAUAUAAUGAAAUCCGCCAGCAAUUUCGGCCUCACAUCCACCCGACCAAUCUACGAACGCGCCAUCGAGGUCCUGCCGGAUGCGGAAGUCAAGAGCAUGUGCCUCAAAUUCGCGGAGAUGGAACGAAGGCUUGGAGAAAUCGACCGUGCAAGAGCUAUCUACGGUCAUGCUAGUCAAUUCUGUGACCCGCGUGUUGCGCCAGAGUUUUGGGAGAAAUGGGAGAAGUUUGAGGUACAACAUGGAAAUGAAGAUACCUUCAAGGAGAUGCUGCGGAUCAAGAGAAGCGUGCAGGCGCAGUACAACACCGACGUCAAUUUCAUUGCUGCGCAGGCGGUUGCCCGUGGUAAAGAAGCAAAGGGUGCUGGGGCGCCACUCGAUGAGACGGAUGGGAAUGCUAACGGGACCAAAGACGCCAUGCAAGCCUUGGAUAGAGAGCUUCGGGCACCGAUGGGCUUUGUGGCAGCGAAGAGCGGUGGAGUUGUUGGCGGACAAGGCGCACCGAAGCCGCAGAUUACUCUCCAAGCUACGGCCAAUCCCGAUGCCAUCGAUAUCGAUAUGGAUGAGUAA